Aspergillus ochraceoroseus IBT 24754 is the source of this 1800-nucleotide messenger RNA. Its product is annotated as ubiquitin domain-containing protein DSK2. Gene Ontology annotation, molecular function: polyubiquitin modification-dependent protein binding. NCBI's taxonomy places the organism in Eukaryota, Fungi, Ascomycota, Eurotiomycetes, Eurotiales, Aspergillaceae. Gene Ontology annotation, cellular component: cytosol. Bases 1 to 1416 code for a protein of 471 amino acids. The record is from RefSeq and is a predicted model, not a curated record. Gene Ontology annotation, biological process: ubiquitin-dependent protein catabolic process. The transcript is spliced from 2 exons.
AUGGCCGAUGACACCGCCACGGCAGAGGAUUCACCCAUCACCUUCCACAUCAAAGCUUCAAAUGACGCCAAAUUUACUCUCACAUUACCCGCCUCGACGCCAGUGUUGGAGUUGAAGGAGAAACUCGCUUCCUCUGAAUAUGCCGACACCCCAGCAGAGCGCCAGCGCUUGAUCUAUUCGGGAAGAGUGCUCAAGGAUAAUGAGACCCUGGCGACUUACAAGAUCAAAGAUGGACAUACUAUUCAUCUGGUCAAGAGCGCUGCCAGCAAUCAACGUGCAAGUGGCGCCGCCCCGAGCGCUUCAACAUCCACAUCUACGGGCGCUGCCGCCAACCCGUCGACUGCUGGUGUCCCAACCAACCUCGCUGCCGGUACAGGCAACAAUCCUCUCGCCGGCUUGACUGGCGCAAGGUAUGCUGGGUUUGCGCAGCUUCCGGGCGCUGGAAUGUUUGGGCCAGAUGGUGGGAUGGGUCCUCCUCCUGACGCUGAAUCCAUGCUCAAUAUGCUCGAAAAUCCCCAAUUCCAGUCUACAAUUAAUGAGGCUCUACAGAACCCAGCCAUGAUCGAUAUGAUGAUUCAACAGAACCCAAUGCUGCGUGAUAUGGGCCCGGGUGUGCGGCAAAUGAUGCAGAGCCCUGAGUUCCGUCGUAUGCUGACCGAUCCCAAUUCCAUUCGUCGGAUGAUGCAGAUGCAAAGAGCCAUGGGAGGUACAGGUUUUGGCAGCGGCGCUUUCCCCGCCCCUGGGGUCACAAACACAACACCGGAGGAGAACCGGAAUAACUCCCAGAACACCAACGACACGAACACUAUCCCGAGUGCUCCGCCAUUCAACCCGUUCUUAUCACAAGGUCUUGGUGCGGGUAAUCCGUUUGCUGCCUUGUUUGGCGGCAACCAGGGCUUCGGACUCAACCCACCCAGCAACACAUCCGGAGGUGACCAGGCCGGCGCAGCGGUGCGAGAGGCGACGGGAACGACUGCCGGUACAGCGGCGCCCGCGGAAGGUCAGAAUACACCGAAUGCACCGAACGCGCAGAAUCCAUUCGGUCUUCUCCUGAACCCUGCCCUUUUUGGAGCCCAGGCUGGUCAAGCUGGUCCGGGAGGCGUUAACCCGUUUAAUCCCCAACAAAAUCCAUUCCUCCGUGACCCCCAGUUGCUGGCACAGGCCAUGCAGUUAAUGGAAGGCCAAGGCGGCGAAGGAGGAGGUGGUGUGAAUCCUCUGGCAGCACUGUUUGGCGGCUCCGGCCUGGGCAGUGCCGCUCCUCCAGACAACCGACCGCCCGAGGAGCGAUACGCCGACCAGCUGCGUCAGCUUAAUGACAUGGGAUUCUACGAGUUUGAAAGGAAUAUCGAAGCCCUUCGGCGAGCUGGCGGCAGCGUACAAGGCGCAGUGGAGUAUCUGCUGAGCCAUCCGUCCUAAUAUUCCCUCGAUUCCCGAAAUGAGAUCAUUGGUGAUUUUCUAGCACAUUGACUGCGGCUUUGCUUUUUAUCUUGGGUGUGCAAUAUGAGGAACGGUUUCUGUAAUAAUUCUUCCCUCGUUGUUUGUAGACAGGCAUUACAUUCGCAAGCAGCUGCAGUUGAUCCUUUGAUGCCUUGUCAUGACCGAGUAUGAUAGUGAAUUUCACAUCUAUGUAACUGUUUAACCAUCUGUAUGUGUGUGUGGAGUGUGUGCUAGAUAGAGUAGUCCUUGGUACGUACCCGGUCGUCUAACUCUACCAGGACCCAUAAACAACACCAAAACAUGGUUAUAACCCCCAUCCUUAUAGCUAAUUCAAGUUAACAAUCCAAAGAGGAUGUAGUUUUU